CAUAUCGACAAUCCUCUCAACUACCCGGGCAGAUCAUUUCUGCAUGCACCUCGUGACCUGGAUUUUGACCUUCACUCCGAGGAUGGUCCCGACAAGUGCUUCCUGGCCAAGCGCUGCAUACACACAUGGACUUGCCACACAAAAGGCGUAUCGGCAAUCCGACUAUUUCCCAACUCCGGCCACUUAUUCCUCUCAGCCAGUAUGGAUAGUAAAGUCAAGCUUUGGGAAGUAUACAACAAUCGUCGGCUGGUACGUACAUACACAGGCCACAGCAAGGCUGUACGUGACAUCUCAUUCAACAACGAUGGAACGCGGUUCCUCAUGGCAUCCUAUGACCGCUAUGUGAAGAUGCUUGACACAGAAACCGGUCAGUGCAUAGGUCGCUACACAACAAAGAAAAUCCCGUACUGUGUCAAGUUCAACCCAGAUGAGGACAAGCAACACAUCUUCUUGUGUGGAACUUCAGACAAGAAGAUAGUCCAGUGGGGCACUACAAGUGGUGACAUCAUGCAGGAGUAUGACCGUCAUUUGGGUGCCGUCAACAAAUCGUUUAUUGAUGACAACAAACGAAUUGUCUCAACAUCCUACUCGAUGAUGAGUGUGUGAGUCUGCGAAUGGGAAAUUCCCGUGGACAGCAAGUACAUAGCUGAGCCGUCCAUGCAUGCAGUAUCAAGUGUGGGCAUGUCGCGCAACAACCGAUGGAUGGUUUGCCAGAGCUCCGACAAUCAGAUCCGCGUCUACGAUGCAGCACACAAGAUGCGCCUCAACGAAAAGAAGACCUUCAAGGGGCACAUGGUUGCUGGUUAUGCGUGCCAAACGGGCUUCUCUCCCGAUGGCCGGUACGUGAUCUCCCGGCGGUGAAUACCGUGAUGGUGAUGUAACCUGUGCGUGUGUGACUGGAAGACCUGUAAACUGUACAGCAACAUGAAAGCGCACGAUGAAGUGUGUAUAGGCUGCGAGUGGCUUCUGCACGAGACCUCCAAGGUCGUAACAUGCGGCUGGGAUGGCCUCAUCAAGCUCUGGGACUAGUUCUCCGUGGCGACAUCUGUGUGCGUGCGUGUGUGUGUGUGCGUGUGUGUGUGUGUGUGUAUG
Molecule: messenger RNA, 1092 nt
Organism: Sycon ciliatum
Lineage: Eukaryota; Metazoa; Porifera; Calcarea; Leucosolenida; Sycettidae
Product: pre-mRNA-processing factor 17-like
Biological process (GO): mRNA splicing, via spliceosome
Cellular component (GO): catalytic step 2 spliceosome
Molecular function (GO): protein binding; mRNA binding
Source: RefSeq, a predicted model, not a curated record